Messenger RNA from Cercopithifilaria johnstoni, 2280 nucleotides. The record is from the annotation of a GenBank genome assembly. NCBI's taxonomy places the organism in Eukaryota, Metazoa, Nematoda, Chromadorea, Rhabditida, Onchocercidae.
AUGAUGUCAGAAUAUGUGGAUAAGAUUAUUGUGAACGAUGUAUUGCCUUAUUGUAAGGAGGCAAAAAAUGAAAAACCAUGGUAUGAAAAAGCUGGCAUGAAAGGCACCCCACAUCAAUAUCGCAAACUGAGAUUGCCGGAUGGCAAACCAGUGAAUAGUAUAUUAGGCGCUAUUGGUUGGACACCAUUAGUGAAGCUGAACAGAAUACCACAAUCGAUGGGAAUUGAAUGUAACGUAUACGGUAAAAUGGAAUUUUUAAAUCCAGGUGGCUCUAUCAAAGAUAGAGUUGCAGAACGAAUGAUUGAUAUAGCGGAACGGACUAAAAUUUUAAAACCGGGUAUGACAUUGAUUGAACCGUCAUCCGGAAAUACCGGAAUUGGUAUAACAAUGGUUGGAGUAGUUAAAGGUUAUAAAUCUGUAAUUGUAAUGGCCGAUAAAGUAAGCACGGAAAAGGAAAAUGUCAUAAACGAAUUGGGUGGGAAAAUAAUCCGGACUCCAGAUAAUGUUCCAUACGAUUCACCGUUAUCUUAUUUUGGUGUAGCUUUUGAAAUGCGGCAAAAAGAUAAAGACAACUCUUUGGUACUUGAUCAGUAUAUCAAUCCGGCAAAUCCAAUCGUACAUUAUGAGAGUACCGCUGCGGAGAUAUUGUAUGCAUUGAAUAAAAAAAUAGAUAUGAUUGUAAUUGGAGCAGGCACCGGUGGUACUAUCAGCGGGGUUGGACGGCGUAUCAAAGAGGAGUGCCCAAAUGCUACGAUAGUUGGUGUAGAUCCAGAAGGUUCAGUAAUUAGUAGUAAUGGAGAUGAACAGAAGGCAGCAUUCUUUGAAGUUGAAGGUAUUGGCUAUCAUUUUGUGCCAUCUUUGCUUGAUUACAAUGUUAUUGACAAAUGGGUGAAAGUGAAUGAUAUGGAUACUUUCAAAAUGGCUCGUAGAUUGAUCCGUGAAGAAGGUUUAUUAGUUGGCGGUAGUUCCGGUUCCGUUAUGGCAGCAGCUAUGCAAGAAUGCCAGAAGCUUACGAAAGGACAAAAUUGCGUCGUUAUCCUUCCAGAUGGAAUACGAAAUUAUAUGUCCAAGUUUUUAAACGAUGAAUGGAUGUUGAAACGACAUUUUAUGGAACCAAAUCUGCAAAUUCCUGUUACACCUAGCGAACGUUCACUGAACGAACCGUUGAAUUAUCGUCCGGACAUGAAAAUGGAAUGGAAGUGGAACACGCUAGAUCCGAGCAAAAACGAAUGCCCUUUUCCAUUUAAACCAUGGCGUGGAGCGCCGAAUAGAAUCAAAGGAGAAAGAGCAGAAAAUGUAUCAUACGAAAAGCGAAUGGUUAUCGAUAAUGUUUUGGAAGCAAUCGGUGAAACACCUUUAGUACGUCUAAAUUAUAUACCAAAGAUGUUUGGUGUUAAAUGUCAAGUUUAUGUGAAAUGCGAAUAUACCAAUCCUGGAGGAUCAAUAAAAGAUCGCAUAGCUUAUCGAAUGACUGAACUGGCUGAAGAAACUGGUAAGCUGAAAUCAGGAAUGACAAUAAUUGAACCUUCUUCGGGAAAUACCGGAAUUGGCUUAGCACUAGUUGCUGCUGUCAAGGGUUAUCGUUGCAUUAUCGUAAUGCCGGAGAAAAUGAGUCGAGAAAAGGAGAACAUUUUGUUGGCUUUGGGUGCUGAAGUGGUACGUACCCCAACGGAAGCAUCAUUUUCCGAUCCAAAGUCACAUAUCGGCGUUGCCAUUAGAUUACAGAAGGAACUACCCAAUGCUGUUAUUCUGGAUCAAUAUAUUAACGUUGCUAAUCCAUUGGAACAUUACGAUAAAACUGCAGAGGAAUUACUAUAUGCAUUAAAUGAUGACUUAGAUAUGCUUGUAGCUGGUGCUGGAACAGGUGGUACCAUAAGUGGAAUUGGUCACAAAUUAAAAGAAAUUUGUCCAAAGUGUAAGAUUAUUGCUGUUGAUCCUAUUGGCUCAAUUCUUGCUGAUCCAGAACGUAGUAAAGUUUCAAGUUAUGAGGUGGAAGGAAUUGGAUAUGAUUUUAUUCCCAAAGUGUUGGAUCGUGAUAUUAUUGAUUGUUGGAUGAAAAGCACUGAUAAGGAAUCAUUUGAAAUGUCUCGUUUAUUAGCUAAACAUGAAGGCUUACUAUGCGGUGGCAGUUCGGGAGCUAGUGUGUUUUGUGCUAUGAAAGCUGCCAAAGAGUUGGAUGAAAAUCAAAAAUGUGUUAUCAUAUUACCUGAUGGAAUCACUAAUUAUAUAACAAAGUUUGUGAACGAUGAAUGGAUGAAAUCCCGCUUAUUCUGCAUUUGA